Trichoderma virens Gv29-8 is the source of this 582-nucleotide messenger RNA. RefSeq lists its product as uncharacterized. Gene Ontology annotation, cellular component: dynactin complex. Gene Ontology annotation, molecular function: dynein complex binding. Lineage: Eukaryota; Fungi; Ascomycota; Sordariomycetes; Hypocreales; Hypocreaceae. The record is from RefSeq and is a predicted model, not a curated record. The transcript has 2 exons. Gene Ontology annotation, biological process: mitotic spindle organization. Bases 1 to 582 code for a protein of 193 amino acids.
AUGUCGAGCAAGAGGCAUUCUAUCCUGCCGGCCGUCGAUCGCAGCGGCCCGAAACCUCCCGUCAACUUUUCCACGUCGCUUACGAUUUCCGACAAUGCGGUCCUGCUGGGCAUCCAUUCGAUCACGAUGCAGGCAGAGACGGUGAUUCAUCCCCGGUCGCGCAUCGAAUCAAGCGCUGGCAGCGUUCUUGUCGGGCGACGGUGCAUCGUUCAGGAGCGAGUGCAUCUCGGGGCUCCCCCGGAUAACCGCGAAAAGGGCGCCGGUGGUGUGAGCCUUGGGGACUAUGUUCUCAUCGAGGCGGGUUCGGUUGUUGAAGCCGGAGGGACAGAAAUUGGUGAGGGCAGCGUCAUUCAGGUCGGAAGCAAGAUUGGGGGCGGUGCCAAGAUUGGUAAAAACUGCACGGUGUCUCACUUGUCCGUCAUUGCUAGCGGCGAGGUACUACCCGACAACACAGUUGUUUACUCAAAUGGAACACGGCGAACCGACAAGCGCGGAACUCCAGAACUCCGGAAGCUAAGCAUUGUGAAGCAGAUUGCUAUGCUGAGGAAGAUGAUACCGAGUAACCCAGACAAGUUCCGAUAG